Protopterus annectens (West African lungfish) is the source of this 2119-nucleotide messenger RNA. Its product is annotated as A disintegrin and metalloproteinase with thrombospondin motifs 6-like. The record is from RefSeq and is a predicted model, not a curated record. The coding region runs from base 968 to 2119 and encodes 383 amino acids. Gene Ontology annotation, molecular function: metalloendopeptidase activity. Lineage: Eukaryota; Metazoa; Chordata; Ceratodontiformes; Protopteridae. Gene Ontology annotation, biological process: proteolysis. The transcript is spliced from 8 exons.
UUCUCUGCAGGAUCUUUAUAGUGUACCUUAAAUUGUAGCGCAUAGAGGGCAGUACCUAAAGAAGAGUACCCGAAAGAACUGUUUUUUUUUUUUUAACUGAGACAAAAAUGACAGAGUUGAUGGACUGGUAUCAUAAAUGGAUUAAUGACAUCUCAAUCUUUGCUAAAUCAGUUAAAUUUUUUUAAGUUUCCCUCUGUAAAAGUUUUAGGAUUAUGUAUUCUGACUGAGAAUAAAUCGUGCACGUCUUCAAAGAGAAAGGAGAGCUACAGUCAAUGGGAAGCAGCGAAUGGGCACCGAUCGACAUUCUUAAAUUCUAUUGUUUGAGAUUCACAGUUUUGUGUUAAAGGUGGAAAUUGCAAUUGGUAACCCAAAUUUGAUAGUAUUCACUGAAACAUUUUUAUCCUUAUAUCCAGCUCUAACUGUUUGCCUGCCUCGAAGUCAUGAGUGCUAUUUGAGUUCAUGUAGAUGGUGUAUGCAUCUGUGCAAGACUAAAAACAACAAACUUAACAAAACAAACAAACAAUAAAAAAAAAACAUGCAGGUCAUCCAAGUUCAGUGGAUUGUUAAAAGGAAGAGACUACAUCUGUCUUAAGAAAACAGAUAUAGCAUUAUUUUUUUCAAGCCGCAGCCAUCUUCAGGUGUUAGUGCACAACAGGGUUUGCAGAUCGCUGCUAAUACAGAGAUGGUCAGAUGGAGAUUCACAUCAGACAUAAAAAUGGUUCUUUGAUGGCAAAUGAAUUAUUUUUAAAGUACCACCCCUACUUGCUUUGGACUGAAGAAAUGAAGCCAGAUGGGAAAGGAAACCGAAGUUUUUGGCUAAGUCCGCACAGAGAUGUAAAAUAAAGACACAAACACAGAUAUUGUGGAAGAAAACUAAAAUAAAUGGACUUGGUAUGGUGCGAUAUUGGAGAAGAGCUAGCUGUAAAUCACAAAGGUAGCCCUCAAAUCAUUUGAGCUUUUCUAAAGUAUGGAAAUUUACUGGAUGACGCUGGUUUCGUUUUCCUGCCUUGUCAUCAUGGCUACUUCAGAUAUUUACAGUGACACUAGGCUUUCCUACAGAUCUCAAGCGGAAUUCCUUUCUUGUCUUCAACAUUACCAGACAACAGUCCCUAUGAGAGUUGACGAGAAUGGAAACUUUGUCAGUUAUACUGUGAAAUAUGAGUUUAAACGUUCACGGAGGAGAAGAAGUAUGGAUCCUAUAGACAGAGAACAAGCAGAAGCUAGAUUGUUUUAUAAACUCUAUGCCUAUGGCAAGUACUUUUAUUUAAACCUGAGUCUGAACAUGGAUUUAGUUUCCAAACAUUUUACUGUAGAAUACUGGGGGAAAGAUGGGCCAGAGUGGAAGCAUGAUUUUAUUGAUGCCUGCCACUAUGUGGGAUAUCUUCACAAUCAACAUGACUCAACAAAAGUGGCAUUAAGCAACUGUAAUGGUUUGCACGGUGUUAUUGCAACUGAUGAUGAAGAGUACUUGAUUGAGCCUUUAAAACACUCACCAGAAAACUCAAGUGAUGCCAAUUAUGACACAGGACACCCUCAUGUUGUUUAUAAAAAAUCUUCUAUCAGACAGCGACAUUCUUCUCACGAAUCCAGUUGUGGGGUCUCAGGAGAAUCAAGUAUGAACUACAAGGCUUGGUGGUUGCCUAAAUCAUCAGUUCUUCCAUCUUUCAAACCAACAAGAAAUUCCACUUCACGUGAUCGUCCUCGAGAGAAGAGAUCUGUGAGCAUUGAACGUUUUGUGGAAACCCUGGUGGUGUCUGAUAAAAUGAUGGUGGGAUAUCAUGGCCGCAAAGACAUUGAGCACUAUAUUUUGUCUGUAAUGAAUAUUGUUGCCAAACUUUAUCGUGAUUCCAGCCUAGGAAACGUUGUGAACAUUAUAGUUACCCGCUUGAUUGUUCUGACAGAAGACCAACCGAACCUGGAGAUAAACCACCAUGCAGACAAAUCUCUUGACAGCUUUUGUAAGUGGCAGAAAUCUGUCCUUUCUCACCAAAGUGAUUCAAACACCAUUUCUGAAAAGGGCAUUGCCCACCAUGAUAAUGCUGUUCUUAUUACAAGUGUCUCCCAGCCUGCAGAUGCAUCUUCAAAUGAAGACUUGAUUGAAAUGUGGUACAGUUGUUAA